Molecule: messenger RNA, 1341 nt
Organism: Zygotorulaspora mrakii
Lineage: Eukaryota; Fungi; Ascomycota; Saccharomycetes; Saccharomycetales; Saccharomycetaceae
Exons: 1
Coding region: 1-1341 (446 amino acids)
Biological process (GO): mitochondrial L-ornithine transmembrane transport
Molecular function (GO): L-ornithine transmembrane transporter activity
Source: RefSeq, a predicted model, not a curated record
AUGGCCGUUUCCAAGAAUACCGAUGAUGUUGGUGGUGCAAUAGUUACUGAUUCGAAUCAGGCAUCAUCAGUCUUAAACAAUCGGAAUUCGUCGAUAAUUGGUGCAUUGACAGCUGGUGGGCGAUCUAUGGUCUAUCAAUUGACGUCGUUUUAUCUCCGUACUCCUUUAAAACUAUUUAGGCCAGCUAGAUUUGAUUAUUUGCACUACGUAAGAGUUAUUCUUACGGGCGAGGAGAGUACCAUGCCGGCAAGUAAAAGGAGGCACUCGGUUCUAGGCAAGCUUUUAAAUUCUUUCAAUCCCAAAUAUGUCUAUUUUUUGGAAAACUCUUCUCUAGGAAUUUUGACUAAAGCUUUAAAUAAAUACGGUUGGAAAGUAAUACCUGAUAGAAUACUGCCACCGUUGCUAGUGAAUUCAGCAACAGGUGUGGUUCUAUAUACUACUUACCUGACGACUCUAGGUCAUUUUUCGAAACAUGAGGACCUUGGGACUGUAAUUAAGAACCCGUUUGAUGUUUGGAGAUCGGGAUUUAUUGCGGGAUCUGUGCAAGCAUUAGUUUCAACCCCUAUCGAUGCUAUAUAUACUAGAAGUUCUGCUAGCGAACUACUAUCGAGUGCUAAAAAAUAUGACAAUCUAUGGCUUUACGGCAGAGAUAAACUAAGGGAAAUUGGACCCAUAGGUUGCUUUGGUGGUUUUGGUAUAACAUUCAUAAAGGAGUCUUUCGCAUUUGCAGUAUAUUUCACCACUUUUGAGCUAAUAAAAGGCCAACUUUGCCAAGGCAUGAUAAGUUUAAUCAACCAUUACCAUCAGCUCAAAUAUACUAUCUCUAAUACGUCAAUUACUGGUAUAUUAUCCCCAGAGGAUCCUUCAUCUACAAACACCUCUCAUAUGGAAUAUAUAACUCAAAAAGAAAAAAAAUGGAUCACCAGAGCUUUUGUAUUCAUAGGCGGAAUUUCUGCUGCUUUUCUUUUACAGGUGGUACAGUAUCCAUUCAAUAAAAUCCAGAAAAUUCACUUGUCUAGAUUAGAAGCGUUUGACAUUUACAACAGAUCUCUUUUGAAUCAAAGUCGAGGGUCCCAAAUUCAUACGCAAACCCCAGUAAUGAGCAGGAUGUGGGUCAAGUCGCCCGGAAGCAGACGUCUUCACAUCUACUACAGCUCCUAUAUCGAUACCUUCGAGCACAUACAUUUUAUUCACAAGAGUACAAAGUCCCUGGUCAGGUGGUUAUACAAAGGUUUUGCAAGAAAUACGUUGGCGAUCAUUCCAGGUACGACUGCCGGUUUAUUGAUGCUGGACUAUAUGCGCAGUUCAGUCGAGAACUCAUUGAUCACCAAUAAUCACUGA